Molecule: messenger RNA, 1333 nt
Organism: Hydractinia symbiolongicarpus
Lineage: Eukaryota; Metazoa; Cnidaria; Hydrozoa; Anthoathecata; Hydractiniidae
Exons: 3
Coding region: 303-1328 (341 amino acids)
Source: RefSeq, a predicted model, not a curated record
CUUUGUGUUUGAGGGCCAAUGAAUCUUUGCAACAGGCCCAACAGCGUAGAGCAGCAGAUGCUCUACGCCAAAAUGCAAGACGAGCAGUAGAAAAUGUUGCAGAUGCAAAUGCACGACAGCAUGCUGAUGCACAACGUCAUCAUGCGAAUAGAGAAAAUGAAUUACCUCAGCAAGCUGCAGUAAGACGCAGGGCAGAUGUUUUGCGUCAUUGAGUAGCUAGGGCUCCACGUUUACUAAAUUUAGCUAGGAUUAACAAUGUUUUACCUCCUACACAUUCUGCAGAAGCUGCAGCUGCCUUAAACAUGCGUAUUGAGAAUCCAACACAUGCUCAUUGUAAUCGCGAAACAGUGCAGAUAAUUCAAGAUGUUCUUAACAGGGAUUCUCCAUAUGCUGCAGCUUAUAGCAAUAUGGCUGAAGUGGAACGUGAAGAAACAGCCAGAGCAGCUGCGGAAAACAGACAGCCUUCUGUUGUAAGUAUGGUAAUGCGAGAGGGUAAUGAUCGCAGAAGGUAUAAUGCCCCCUUGCAUCAGGAAGUUGCUGCCAUCUUUGUUGGUAAUGAUGGUGCACCUCCUGCUGCAAGAGAUAUUGUUGUUUAUCCACGUAAUCAACCUUUGCGACAAAUCCCUUAUACAUCAUGCAAUAUUGAUCCUAUGAUGUAUCCCAUUUUAUUUCCACGUGGUGAGCCGGGUUGGGACCCAAACAUGGCCCAUGUCAGGGAGCAUGCAACUGGAGUUAGAAAUAGGCUAACCCAGUUGGAAUAUUAUAUUUACCGCAUUGCUAUUAGGCGAGAAUUCUCUGCCCUUCAUUUAGCAGGUAAAUUGUUUCAGCAAUUUUUAGUAGAUGCAUAUGUUAAAGUUGAAGGUCAACGGCUUGCAUUUAUUCGCCUAAAUCAAAACCAGCUUCGAGCAGAGUCCUACCAAGGACUUCUGGAUUACCUCCAAAAUGCUGCAGAUCAACGUAACUUGCAAGCAGGUAAUGUUGUUGUCUUGCCUUCCACCUUUUCUGGCUCACCCCGUAACAUGCAUCAGUUGUACCUUGAUGCGAUGGCAUUGGUUUCAAAGAAGGGUAAGCCAGAUUUGUUCUUGACUUUUACUUGCAAUCCAAAAUGGCCAGAAAUUGUUACUAAUUUGUUACCUGGUCAAUCUGCUUCUGAUAGACCAGAUUUAGUUGCAAGGGUGUUUAAAUUAAAAUUACUUGCUUUGAAAAAAGAUUUAAAAGACGGUGUAUUAGGUGUUCUGUGUGCACAUGUAGAUGUUAUUGAAUUUCAGAAAAGAGGUUUACCGCAUGUUCAUAUGCUUUUACAUCUACACAAUGAGUUUAAAUUAUGAAAUGC